AUCCGCCUUAUUCCAAAACACGGACUUAAUAUAGUACUGGAGUUAGUAAUAUAUUUAAACCAUAAACUAAGAAAAACGUUAUUACAAAACGAAGAUUAUCUCUGGUUCAAGGAUUAUCUAUGGUAUUAAAGUUAAUCUUUCGAGACCCCUAGUUUAGCUAUGGUACUAACCUUUCUAUAUAGUUUGUGGUACUCUACUCUAUACUAACCUCAAUUUCGGUACUUCUUAAUUUGAGGUGAGCGUUGUUUUCAUUUGGUGUUAUUAAAAUCGUUAAAAAUGGAUAUUAACAUGAUUGACUUGAUGGAUCUAGAAGAUUUGGACAUGCUAGACACUACUCGGCGACCUGAUAGACAUCGACAUCGUGUGAAUCCGUUUGAAUUGAGUGACGAAGAUUUUAGGUAUAAGUAUAGGUUCUCAAAACGUUUCGGAGAAAAAAUAGUGGGUAUCUUACGUGAGGAUUUAGUGCACGACCCUCGAGGAUGCCCAUUGAGUCCUGAAAUUCAAGUGGUUUGUGCAUUACGCAACUGGGCUCGCCAUGAAGUAAGUGCUGUUUAUAAUCUUGGUGGGGUCAAUGUACCUAACAUUACGCUAGAUAAAAAGCCAGAUAAUACAUAUUAUUGUUUUAUUCGUAGAUUCAAGACGAUACAGCUGAUUUACAUGGUGUGUCUCAACCAGUAGUAAGUAGGACAUGUAAAAAAGUAGCGGAAAUUUUGUCACGGAAGUCCCGAGAAUUUAUUAAAAUGCCUACUACUUUAAAUGAACAGCAGGAAACCAUUAGGAAAUUUCGCAGUAUUGCUAAUUUUCCUACAGUAAUUGGCGCAAUUGACUGUACUCACAUACGAGUAAAGAAAGUGAAUGCUGAUGGGGGUCAGUUAUAUAUUAAUAGAAAAGGAUUUUCUUCAAUUAAUGUACAGGUGGUUUGUGACGCUGACCUGAAAAUCAUGGACAUUGUUACCAGGUGGCGUGGUAGUGUACAUGACUCCAGAAUAUUCCGAGAAUGUAGACUAAAACAGAGGUUUGAGGCUGGUGCAUUCUCUGGAAUAUUACUUGGUGACAGUGGCUAUCCUUGUACCCCUUACCUAUUUACACCGCUGCUGAACCCCACAACACCACAAGAAGAAAGAUAUAAUAGGAGCCAUAUCCGUACCAGGAACACAGUGGAAAGAUGUUUUGGUUUGUGGAAGCAACGGUUUCGUUGCCUAUUAAGAGGUAUGUUUGGAGAUAUUGAAACAGCAAAAAAAACAAUUGUUGCAUGUGCUGUACUACACAAUAUGGCCAUCGACAUGAGAGAAGAUGUGUUUUCUGGUGAGAGAGAUAGCAUUGAACAAUAUUCAUCUGAACCUAUAGUACAAAGAUAUAUUGCACCAUCAAUAAGGGGAAAUAUUAGAAGAAGACAGUUUAUUGAAACUCAUUUUCAGUAGAGAUAAUACCCAUUUAUAAAGGAAAAUAUUUCUGCAGAGCCGUUGUCAGCUGUCAAAGAAUAACGACUACAUAUUCACCAAUAUGAAAUAAAUUCAGGGGAGUAUUGUGAUAAUAUUUCAUUUAUUGAGCAAAAUGCUUUUAUUUAGGCUAUAAAUGAUUGUGUUUCAGGGAAAGAUGCGGGGUACAGCACAUUCCACAUCAAUAUGAAGCUAUAUUAUAUAAAGAUUUAAGUGCUUUAGAGAUAUGUUUAGAUUUUUUAAUAAAUAUCGUCCCUCCUCUACAUUCACAGCCAGAUUUCCUUUCCAGAGGUGCAAGGGUCCACGGGGAGUAGGACUGUAUGAUGACUAAGUAAUUAGGUUUAGUUUUUUUUAUUAUAGUUUUUUACUAUUGUAUAUUAUAUUUCAUUGUUAUGUAAAUAAAAUGCAUAUUAAUUAUAAUUAUUUAUUUUAAUUAUUAAUAAAAGAUGUACAAAUAUUUGCAGCAAUUUAGUACCUGAAAAUAAUUGUUUCAUAUAUGAGGAUAUUUACAAACAUGUAUCUGAUAUAGUCUCAAAUAUUUAGUUUUUUUUAUAGGAUAAUGGUGAUAAACACAGUCUACCACACACACACAUACACACACACAGUCCAUCUGAUGUUAAGUAACUGCUGUGGUGCAUAGACGUCCACAUCUAUCCUCGACUACAAAUCAAAAUGCAGAUGCGUUGUCACCCGUGUGGAGUAAGAUGGAAUGCCUCGUUUCCUGUAAAAGAGGUCUCUCUCAUACAAACUUUGUACAAAAAUUUAUCGAAAAUUUGUCAAUAAACAAGUUUAAAUGUUUUAUUAAAGAAAAAUUUUAUAAAAAGGUUAUUAUAAUAUCAAAGAAUACAUAAAUGAGAAUAUUGGAAAUACUGGAAUUGAGGUGAUCGCCACCAUGGUGGUUCUAUUAAAAUUCAUUUAAAAAUUGUACAAAUAAAAUUAUUGUUAAGAGAAAUAUGUUUAUAAAAAAGUCCCGCUGGGUUUCUUACUAGUAUUUAGUCUUUCAAUAAGUAUUCUGUAAUAAUCUAUAUUUAAUAAAAAUCAUUCUAUUCUAUUCUCAUUCUAUAAACUCACCAUAAUAAACACAGCAGCAUUAAGUUGCUAUUUAACUUGUGUUUUUCUGACUUUCUAAUAAAAAUAUUUGUAACUCUAAUUUUCUAAUUUUUAGGUUAGCUAUUUUAAUAUUGUAUUUAUGUUCCUCUUCCAUCAUUUCCAGUUGUCUUUUUUUAAAAUCUGUGUUACUUUUUACAAUUGUUUGGUGUACAUCUUCUCUUCUGUAAAAUGAAAUGGAAUACUUAAUGUAAGUUUUGUAGUUAUUUUAGAAAUUUACAAAGUAUUCUAGAGUAAUAAAAGUGCACUUAACCUUGUACACCAAUUAAAGAAAUAUUUUUUAAUUAUUUUUAAAUCAAUUCAUAUUAAACUUUGCUUUUAAUAUUUGAAAACAUGAAACAAUUUUCAGUGUUUAAAUACUAAUUUUCACAUUUUAAAAAGUAUGUAAUGUAUCAGACUAUGUAAUUUUUUCAACAUACCUAUUUUGCAAGCUAUUUUUCCUGUUUUUAAUUUUUGUUAUACCCCUAGUAAUAAUAUCUUUAUUGUUGGUUAUUUUCACCAUUUUGGCACUUUCUUCUGUAUCUGUAGUUGGAUCUAUCUCUAAAAAUUAAUAUAAAUAUAACAGUUUUAGAAAAUUAACAUUUAUAAUAUUUACAAACUUGUAUGCAUAUGAUUGUAACUAUAAUAAUAAUAUAUUUUGCUUUUUAAUAAAUAUUCAAUCAGUAUUAUUUACCUUGCACAUAUACAACAUUGGGUUCUGGAUUUUCUACAUUUUUAACUAUAGCUGUGUCUGUUUUUUCAAAAUUAAGGCGAGGCUUAGGGUCAGCAACUUCUUUUGAUGUUGUAGCCACAGUCACUGGAUCCUAAAAUAAAUCAUUAAAACAUUUAUUAACAUGUUUUCCUGUCACCUGUCAUCUCUAUUUUGCCCUUUAUUGAAUCAGGUAUUUUCUAUGUUGUAGAAAUAUUAUUAUGAUCCAAGACAAAAGGUAAUUUAAUAAAUUAUUAAUUAUAAUACCUAAUAGACAAAAAUAGAAAAUUAUAAUCGGACUGUGUAGAUAAUCUAGUAAAAUGUGUGUUAUGAUAUUAUAUAGACCACUAUAUAUGAAUUUGUGACAUUUCAAUUUUGAAUAUAAUUAAUUAUAAAGAAAUUUAUGUUAAAUUGUUACUAAGUAUAUUAAAUUUUGAAUAUUCGGAAAAUAAUUUUGGAUUGUAAAUUGUAUGCUUUAAGAGUAGAUUUCAGAGCACUACUUAGGUACUAAAGUAAUGGAAAAUAAAGUUCUUUAAUUUUAAUUAAAUUUGUAAGACAUG
Parnassius mnemosyne (clouded apollo) is the source of this 3794-nucleotide messenger RNA. The record is from the annotation of a GenBank genome assembly. Lineage: Eukaryota; Metazoa; Arthropoda; Insecta; Lepidoptera; Papilionidae.